This is a messenger RNA of Polyodon spathula (Mississippi paddlefish), 2563 nucleotides long. RefSeq names its product transmembrane emp24 domain-containing protein 4-like. Gene Ontology annotation, cellular component: COPII-coated ER to Golgi transport vesicle; Golgi apparatus; endoplasmic reticulum. The record is from RefSeq and is a predicted model, not a curated record. Gene Ontology annotation, biological process: Golgi organization; intracellular protein transport; endoplasmic reticulum to Golgi vesicle-mediated transport. The transcript has 5 exons. Lineage: Eukaryota; Metazoa; Chordata; Actinopteri; Acipenseriformes; Polyodontidae. Bases 99 to 758 code for a protein of 219 amino acids.
GUGUUGGCAAAGCACAUGCGGCUGCUGGAAAAUCACAUUCACAGUGGAUCACUCCUAGUCAGUCCCUGCUGUCAGAUUCCUUGGCAGUGCGGUCAAGGAUGUCCCCUUUCUCACAAAUUGUCUUCAUCGCCUUGCUCUCCAGCCUGAGCUUAACCCGGGCCUUGUAUUUCCACAUCGGGGAGACAGAGAAAAAAUGCUUUAUAGAGGAGAUUCCUGACGAAACGAUGGUUAUCGGUAAGUACCGCACUCAGCUCUGGGAUAAACAGACGGCAGCCUUCCUGCCAUCGACACCUGGCCUGGGGAUGCAUGUGGAAGUCAAGGAUCCUGACACCAAGGUGGUCCUGUCCAGACAGUAUGGCGCAGAGGGUCGCUUCACCUUCACGUCGCACACCCCUGGAGAACACCAGAUCUGCCUGCACUCCAACUCCUCCAAGAUGGCGCUCUUCACUGGGGGGAAGCUAAGAGUUCAUCUGGAUAUCCAGGUGGGUGAGCACACCAACAACUACCCCGAGAUCGCAGCCAAAGACAAGCUGACAGAGCUGCAGCUGCGCGUGAGACAGCUCCUGGACCAGGUGGAGCAGAUCCAGAAAGAGCAGAACUACCAGCGGUACCGUGAAGAGCGUUUCCGCAUGACCAGUGAGAGCACCAACCAGCGGGUACUGUGGUGGUCCAUCACCCAGACCGUCAUCCUCCUCAUCACUGGCAUCUGGCAGAUGAGACACCUCAAGAGCUUCUUUGAGGCCAAGAAACUGGUGUAGCCUGCGAACGGGAUGAGGAAGAGGGCAGAGAUUUGCAGAAGAGUCAGAUUUCACACAGGAAACAUUGUCUUUCUAAAGAAUUGCAUGGGUUGAGCUGAGUAACAAUUCCCUGGUAGAUACACGGUGUUACCUUAAAAGGGGAAUUGAUUUUAGCCUCGAUAUCUUUUUUGAAUACCUCUGGGUUUGGCUUUUGGAUGCAACCGUUGUUGUUAUUAUUAUUUAUUUUAUUUAUUUUUAUAUACAAAAGACCACUGUUAUACCCUGUUUUCCCUUUUGAGUGCUUUGACAGUGUGGCCCCUGGCUGACAGAGCAACGAUCUGCUCAGAUAUGUGUAACUGGAGCAGGUGAAUUCCCUACUUUUGGAUAUACCAGCUUCUGUUUUUUUCUAAUGCAUUCACAGUGACGGUGUUCAAGGUCACUGAAGCUAUGUAGGUUAACUAAAAUGCCUGUGAAGGAACUCAUUGAGAAUGAUGCACUCACAGCUGCUGUUGAUCAGUACUGGUCAGUGUAAGAAGUCUAAGCUCCCAGUGGCUGGCAUUUGGAUAAUUUUGUAUAUAUUUGCGGAUUUAAAACAAAAAGGCUGUUUGCUGCCCAGGUACAGUCAUUCACUAAUGCUUCAUUCCUUAGCUGUAAAAACACUGAACAGUACAGCCUGUAUCUUUCACACUUUUGCAUUCCAAAACCAAUGACAUAUUUUAAUUGUAAUACUAUGGGUGCGUUAAGUAACUGAGCGGCUCAGAGUUGUUUCUCUACUUCUGCUUGCUGUUCACAAUGCAAUCUGCUGUGUAGCUCUGAGUUGCUAAGGAGGAGAGGGACUGAGCAUGUAGUCUCGUUCCCUGAGCUGCACAGGGCCAAUUACUUCACACACCCACUGUCAAGUAUAUAUGUGGUAGAACAGGAUUAAAACGUUCCGGGGGGUGGGAUUGUGUUAGUGUCUUUAGUUUUUUUUUUUUUUUUUUUUUUAUGUAAUGCUGUUUGUUUGUUUUGGGAAGGGCUGUCAUUGAAGUUCAUCUUUACCUGUGGCCUGUAGCAGAUUUGGAAGACAAACCCUGGGCCCUCGGCAUUUAAUAACAGUUAAAGAGAAAAUUACAAAACAUAAUCUUGGAGAAAAAGUCAGUGACUUGGCCACAAUGAAUGAUUACAAUUAAUAUACAAUGGGAAGAAAGAAGAAAUUGAAGCAAUUUCCCAAUACAAACCCCAGCUCUGUUUAAGGGUAGGUAGGCUCCUACUUAAGAUAGCUGUUUAAAUAAGCAGACUCUUCUAGACUAACCACAGCAGAAUCUGUUCAGUCCUCUGUGUACAAUGUACAACCCAAUGGGCAAUGGAGACUUCUUACAUGAGGCCUUAGAAAUGAGAGAGUCUGGCACAGCUCACUAUAUGAAGAUAUUACAGGGGAAAAUGUUGUGAGAGUUCCUUUUCCUUUUUCAGAGGAGUCGCAUGCAUUUGUAGCUCCACCUCCCCUAACACCUCUCUUUGAAACAGUCUAGUUCAGUGUGUGUGUGAAGUGUUGUUGUGUUGUUAUUUGUUAUGGGUUGUCCUUUUGUUAGGGUUCAAUUGAUUCUCUUAGAAACUUACCACUACUAAAAAGAAAAAUCUGUCAUUAGUCUAAAAUAGUGUUUUCAUCUGGGUGAUGGUGGAACCAGGUUUUGGAUUUCCAGGCUGUAAACAUGUCUUUUAAAUGUGUUCUGACCUUUAGUAAUAAUAUUAUUAAUGAAACUUAAGCAGCACAUUUAACCAUAAAUGCUGUCAAGGCACUUCAGCUGUGCACAUAAGCAAGUAUAUUAAAAUGUGAUCUACAUUAACAA